Ceratitis capitata (Mediterranean fruit fly) is the source of this 1620-nucleotide messenger RNA. RefSeq names its product SH3 domain-containing protein Dlish (gene Dlish). The record is from RefSeq and is a predicted model, not a curated record. The transcript is spliced from 3 exons. Bases 167 to 1489 code for a protein of 440 amino acids. Gene Ontology annotation, molecular function: protein binding. Lineage: Eukaryota; Metazoa; Arthropoda; Insecta; Diptera; Tephritidae.
CACUACGCUCAAAGUUAGUCUUUGUGAACUUAAAAAGAUUGCAAGCAAUUGCAAACACUCUUAAGAGAAAAGCAAACAAAAUUACAACAGAGUAGAAAAUUUUAAUAAAAAUGUGAAAUCAUAAAAUUUUUUUGUAUUUUCACAAUCUAAAGCAAGCAUAAAUAAUAUGGCUUUUCUGUGUCCAGUGCGCAUGCGGCGCGAUAAAAAGAAAGCCACCAAUGCGAAUAUUGAACGCGAUUUGCCAUUGCCUGGCGCUGGUCUAGGUCGCAUUACCGGCUCGUCCAGCAUUGAAACACUCGUACGCGUUGGCAUUGAGAAGGAGCACGGUCUUAGUCCAGAUUCUAAAAUGGUUGUUUUGCAUGAUUUCACACCGUGUGUGGAUGAUGAGCUGGAAGUCAAGCGCGGCCAGAUUGUGAAUAUUUUAUAUCGCGAAAAUGAUUGGGUCUAUGUAAUUGGCCAGGAUACACGGCAGGAGGGCUUCAUACCGCACUCAUAUUGUGCGCCAUACAAUACACAAUUGGCUGAUCUUGCCAUAAAAAAGAAGUUACCACGCGAACAGAAUGUCAAUGCGACGCUAGAGCAUAGCCAAGAGAAUAUGCCACUUUUGAGUGCAGAAAGUAAAAUGGAAUUAAUUGAUGAUGUCAGUGCGGUGAAUGGUGUCGCAAAUGCCAAUGGUGUUGUACCAGCUGGUGGCAAUAGCACUAACGCAAUACCCAUUUGUGCGCCAACCAAAAGUGCUGAAGUCAGCUUACUACUCGAACCGGAGUGUACACCCUUUCACAAAGAACCCAGCGGUCGGUAUAUUGUACUUUACACAUUUAUCGCACGCGAUGAAAAUGAUUUGUCUGUGGAGCGUGGUGAAUUCGUUACGGUUUUAAAUCGUGAAGAUCCCGAUUGGUUUUGGAUUGUGCGCAGUGAUGGUCAAGAGGGUUUCAUACCCGCCGCAUUCGUAUUCCCCGCUGAGAGUGUACUCCAAACGCAACAGAAAAUGUUGAAUGCAUGCGGUCCGGCACAAGAUGGUGUUGGCGGUGGUGGUGGUGUUGGUGGCGGCGUGAUUGGUGCCACUAAUGUCAACAAUGCAAUACAUAAAUCACAAACACAAUUGAAUUUAGAGUUAACUGCGGCCAAUUUGAAUAGUAAUUUGACUUCAUUGGGUCAAACGCUAACAACUUCAGCGGGACAGCUGGAUGCGGUAUGCAUUAAUACUUUGCAACAACAAAAUUCAGCACAGCAUCAGCAACAGCAACAGCAGCAAAUUGGUGGUAUCAGCACUGAUGAUCUACGCUACCAUGGCACUGAAUUGGUUAUGUUGUACGAUUAUAAGGCUCAAGCGCCCGAUGAUUUGAAUGUACGUCGUGGAGACUGGAUUUAUGCAGAUUUAAACAAUCAGACUGUCGACGGUUGGUUGUGGGCCUACGCACCGAAAACACGCAAAUAUGGUUUUAUACCGAAGGCAUAUGCUCGCCCACCGGCCAUGACUAGCCUUUAAGUGGCUUAAUCUAUGUUAACGAAAAUACAUUUUAAUGUCUUCCAGUAGAUGAUAUUUCUUUGAAAAGAACUUGCCUACAAUAAGUGUCUUAGAACUAAGUGAUUACAUGAAAUAAAAAUGCUAUUUUUACA